CACCGAGUAUAGCAUCUCAUAGACCAAAUGCAAAGUAAAUGUUCUAGAAAAUUAUGCUCCUUUCCCCUACAAAUUAAAGAUCAUUGCACAAACAGAGAAAGUACAGAAACAAGUUAAAUGUUAGAGAAUAUAUUCUGUACACAACAAACAGAAAAUACUUGGCAAUCUUGUUAUCAAUGGUUUAGUUUAUAUACAAAUAACAUAUCAAAGGUCCUGAUUUAAUUUAUCCCACACUUUGCAUAUUUACAUAACUGCCCUGUUUCCAUAACACAUUGCAUGCAUGGCUAGUAGCUAAGUGGUAAGAAAAAAGAAAAAAAACAGUUGCAAUUUCAAGACUUUGAUCAACAAAAGAGAUGAACUGUAGUACCUGCAGCGGCGGAGUCGGUGGCGGCACAACCAAUUCCGUCGCCGGAAGUGAGGAGAGGCGGUAUUUGGGUCCUCCGGCCUUCUUGACCAAGACGUUUAACAUAGUGAACGAUCCGAACACGGACUCCGUAAUUUCGUGGAGUUUAUCGGGAGACAGUUUCAUAAUUUGGAACCAUCAUAAAUUCUCUGCAGAGAUACUUCCUGUUUAUUUUAAGCACAGCAACUUGGCAAGCUUUGUGUACCAGCUCAACAGCUAUGGUUUCAGGAAAAUCGGAGUGAUCCAUCAGUGGGAGUACGAGAAUCCGAAUUUUCAAGCGGGGAAAGGAAAUUUGCUCUCGAACAUUAGAAGAAGAAAACGAAAUGUAUGCAGCGGUACGUAUAUAACAAUUAGUCCAGAAAUUGUUAUGAACGAAAUAAACGAAUCGAAGUUGGAAAUCGAGAAGCUGGAACAUGAAAUUACUGCUGUCCAAGAAAAGGUGGAAAAUAUCUACAAGCACAAGCUGUUAAAGAAACAAACACGGGGCGAAGUGUUUGCCCGCAAAACGAUGAUCGAAGAAAUCGGAAAAGAGAUUCAUGCAAGAAAGAAGAGGAAGUUUAUUUCUCUUACAACCGAAAACACCGAAAAAAAUCACGGGUCUGAAAACCAACCGGUUUUGUCAACCGACGAAUAUUCUGAGGUAGUUAUAGACGCGACUUUGGAAGAGGGGUCGAUGGCGAAAAAUGCAGAUGAUUAUACAUUUUGGACGAAGAUACUAUUGGAAGAUUACGAAGCAUGCGAAGCAGAGAAUAUUGUUAUGGAUUUCGAGAGUUCAAUUGCAAAGGUAGAUAAUCAAGAAGGCGAACGAGUUAUUAUUGAUCUUAAUUAAUUAAUAAUCGAAAUAGCAAGUUUAAUUAAUUUUCUAUAAUUUUCUUUUUUUAAUUUUUGGGUCUGGAGUUUAAUUAUGUCAACAUUAGAUUUUCUAAAAAUGGUUUUAUUACAAUUGUAUCAUUUUAUUUUCUAUUUUUUUUGUUAAAUUGUUUAAUGGGCAAUUCAUUAUUACAUUUGUUAAUGAAAUAGUAAGUUACUUAA
Molecule: messenger RNA, 1435 nt
Organism: Erythranthe guttata (spotted monkey flower)
Lineage: Eukaryota; Viridiplantae; Streptophyta; Magnoliopsida; Lamiales; Phrymaceae
Product: heat shock factor protein HSF30
Biological process (GO): regulation of transcription by RNA polymerase II; cellular response to heat
Cellular component (GO): nucleus
Molecular function (GO): RNA polymerase II cis-regulatory region sequence-specific DNA binding; DNA-binding transcription factor activity
Source: RefSeq, a predicted model, not a curated record